CCCUGGAGGCCCCCAAUCGCAAACGAGCAGUUGCUCCAGCGUCCCGUCGCUUGCGGGAGGAACAUGGCGGAUCGGCUCACACAGCUGCAGGACGCUGUGAACUCGCUUGCAGAUCAGUUCUGUAACGCCAUCGGAGUGCUGCAGCAGUGUGGGCCCCCUGCCUCCUUCAGUAACGUUCAGACAGCAGUUAACAAAGAUCAGCCAGCUAGUCCUACAGAAGAAUAUGCCCAGCUUUUUGCAGCACUGAUUGCACGAACAGCCAAAGACAUCGAUGUUUUGAUAGAUUCCUUACCCAGUGAAGAAUCUACAGCUGCUUUACAGGCUGCUAGCUUGUAUAAGCUAGAAGAAGAAAACCACGAAGCUGCUACAUGUCUGGAAGAUGUUGUUUAUCGAGGGGACAUGCUUCUGGAAAAGAUACAAAGUGCACUUGCUGAUAUUGCGCAGUCACAGCUGAAGACAAGAAGUGGUACCCACAGCCAGGCUGUUCCAGACUCAUAGUACCUGAGCCUACCCAGGGGCCGAGAAAAGGACUAUUCCAAUGCCAUUAAGAAUUCUGCAUCAGUUUAGAUGUAAGCCUUACCAACAGUUACAGGAACAGUAAGCACUAUGAUACGUGUUAUCUUUUUAGCUAUUUUUAAUAGUCUUCUAUUUUCACUCUUGAUAAAUAAGCCCCCAAAUUGUGACUGAAUCAGUUUAAACCAUCGUUCUACCAAAAUUUUUUAUUAUCUGAAAUUAUUGAGGCAGAUACUGCAUUAAUGGUCAUAUAAUUAAACUGAUGUAUUAUAGAA
This is a messenger RNA of Manis javanica (Malayan pangolin), 788 nucleotides long. RefSeq names its product mediator complex subunit 21 (gene MED21). Gene Ontology annotation, molecular function: transcription coregulator activity. The record is from RefSeq and is a predicted model, not a curated record. Gene Ontology annotation, biological process: regulation of transcription by RNA polymerase II. Gene Ontology annotation, cellular component: mediator complex. Lineage: Eukaryota; Metazoa; Chordata; Mammalia; Pholidota; Manidae.